AGACAACCCCGUAUUGUCACAGCCAAUUAUGUAUAUCUAAUGACACUAGUCGGCCUGUGGAUGACGAACGACUAGAAAAGGGGGCUCUAGAGCUAUGUAUACUCGAACCCCAUUCGCUCGCCCCGAAAAAGCCGAUCGCUAUAGACUCUACCGAACUGCCGGCGCGUCAUGACAAUGCCAACUUGACCCCGCGUCAUUCGUCCAAUUUAUAGGAGCGAGUGUCUGUCGUGAUAAGUUGACAGAGAAGUACCAAGCAAGUUUAUGUAAAAAAGUCAAAGCAAUUAAGAAAAAUCUCAAGGUGUGAUUAUAACUUAGCGAAUAAAUAAUCUCGUUAACUAGACAAAGACCUACUCGGUAUAUACGCAAAGCUCAAAUCCACAAAAAUGGCUGCCCCUCCCCCACAUGGAAUAUACGUCCCCGUGCCGACCUUCUUCGUGAGCAAGAAGGCGGCCAACUACGACCCCGUUGCGGCGCCGGUCGACGUUGCUACGCAGGUUGCGCACUCCCUGUAUCUGGCGCGAGCUGGUAUCAGGGGGUUGGUGAUUCUGGGUAGCACGGGAGAAGCGAUACAUCUCACGAACAAGGAGCGCUUCGAGGUCCUGUCCGGCGUGAGACAAGCGUUCGAAAACGAGGGCUUCAAGGACUACCCCAUCAUCGCCGGCACUGCCACACAAAACAUCGAAGAGACGGUUGAGCAGCUGAAAGGCGCUAAGGAAGCCGGUGCGCAGUACGGUUUAACUCUGGUCCCGGGAUACUUCGCCGGCGCCAGCACGCAGGAGGGUAUCAUCAGGUGGUUUACUGCCGUGGCUGACCGGAGCCCCAUACCCAUCUUAAUAUACCACUACCCGGGCGUCUCAAACAACGUCAAAGUCGUCCCGGCUACGUUCGAAACCCUGUCUAAGCAUCCCAACAUCGUUGGCUGCAAGCUCUCGCACGGCGACGUAUCAUAUCACUCGCAAAUCGCAUCCAACCCCUCCAUCGACCACUCCAAGUUCGCCACUUUCACGGGACUAGGCCAGCAAUUGCUCCCGGUCGUGACUAUCGGCGCUGCCGGUGCCAUCGACGGCUGUGCGGGAUUCUUCCCCAAGAGCGUGGUGCGCCUAUACGAUCUGUCGGUGAAGAACCAGCCCACAGACGACGAGGUCCGCCAGCGCCGCCUCCUGCAGUUCAAGAUCAGUGCAGUGGAGGAGCUAAUUGCAAAGUUUGGUACUGUUGGCAUCAAAGAAGCUAUCAGCAGGCUGCGCAAGUUAGGUGAUCCCGACGGCACGCGAUUGCCCCUGUUCGGCGGCAUCCCCGGUGGCGAUGCCGAGUGGGCUAAGUGGCAGACACUGAUCGAUGCGUUGGAGGAGGAAGAGCUGAGGCUGUGAGUCUUGGUGUAAAAAGGUCCAUUGGGUAAUGGCUUGUUGGCACUAAUCACGAAAAGCGGACUAUUAGGUCCAUAGGCUAGAGACUGUUGAAAGAGGUAGCCAUUUAAAAUGUAAAUACCGUACCUUACCUUUGGUACAUAUCAAACAAGAGCAGAGUAGUGAUAUGUAUCUAAGUGUAAAUAUCUGACGUCUCGGUUUAUUUAUGAUGCCGUUUGGCGUGUGAUUACGCUUUCGGGGGUUAAAUGGGCAAAUUCGGAUCCGAGGUGUUGAUGCCGUCUGCUGUUCUCUUUACGCAGGCGCUAAUCCGACGAUGAAGGUGGAUUAGUAACGCUGGCAUCAUUAGCAACGCUGGCAUCAUUAGCUACAUAAACUCCCCCAUGAAAUAAAUAGUAUUAAUA
Molecule: messenger RNA, 1765 nt
Organism: Daldinia loculata
Lineage: Eukaryota; Fungi; Ascomycota; Sordariomycetes; Xylariales; Hypoxylaceae
Product: aldolase
Exons: 2
Coding region: 384-1367 (327 amino acids)
Molecular function (GO): 4-hydroxy-tetrahydrodipicolinate synthase activity
Source: RefSeq, a predicted model, not a curated record